AUGGUCAGACUGCUGCGUUCCCCAGGCAGCUAUGGUUUUGCACCUGCUGCUGCUGCAGGUGGAGCCCCCAAAGCCGGCUGCUGCGCAGCAGCAACGCCAGCGCAGUGCUGCCAACUACGUCAGGAGGUGCUAGCGGAACUGCAGCUGCAGCGUCAGCAGCUUCUGCAACGCAGAUGGCUGACACGUGAUCUUCUGUUUCUGCAGCAUCUCCCGAGCCGGCGUAGCUGGCGAUCUGCCGCUGGUGCUGCCUUGCAAGCUCAGCGCUGGGUGGAAGAACGACUGCGAGCGCUCCUCACAGAAAGGUCGCAGCAUCAGCAGCAGCAUAACUUGCAUCAGUCUUUAGUUGACCGGCUAACGAGUCUUGGCCGGCGCAGCAGGAGCAGCUGCAACAGCAGCAACACCACUAGCGGAAACUUUUGGCAGUUGUUGUGGACCGGCUUUGUUGCAGCUGCUGCUGCAGUAACAGCAGCAAUGGCUGCUUCUCCUACGGUGGUCGCGGGGGGCGACUUGGCGGGGGGAAGGGCAGUUCCAGCAGCAACCUCGCGCAACAGUCUCAACAGUUGGGUUGCCUCAAGCUUGCUGCAGUGCAGUGGCAGUGCCCUGUCCUUUUGGGGUGUAUGCACGGCUGGAGCACGCAUACAACAGGCGCUUGGAAUUUCGUGUUCUUCCGUUCUUUCCAAGCCUUUUGGCUUGCUUACAAUAGCCGUGGCUUCCAAUGCUGCUGCUGCAGCUGCUGCUGCUGCAGGCUUCGCGUGCAGCAGGCUGCAGCAGCUGCACGCCGGCAACAGUAUCGGCGCCUCCGGGUGGCUCGAAGCAGCAAAGACUCUGCAACAGGAAACUCGAGGAAAGUGGGGGGGCCUGCUGCUGCAGCACCAUCCCCGGGCGUCUUCUUUGGCCCUCACCACCACCAGCAACAGCAACAGCAGCAGCGGCAGCGGCUGCAGGCAAAGUUUGCUGAGGCUUUUUGCGGGGGAGACCAUUAAUUGUUUGCUGCUCUACUAUUUGCUAGGUGGGCGUCUGUUCCGUCUGUCUCCUUCGAGUUUGGUGGCUCCCGGGGCGUUCAGUGACAGGGCUUUGUCUCUAUCUGCCUCUACGGUGUACGCGUCAGACACUGAGCGGCGUUUGAUUAAGAAGGUGGGGCUGCGCUUUGGGUGCCACACGUGCGGGACCCGAUCGCGGAGCACGCGUUGGGUGGCGGACCACCAGCCCCCUACCGCCCAAGUCCUAAACUAUGAAAGGACUGGCCUAGGCAGGGUGCUGGGGACGCUGCGAAGGCUGGUGGGGGGCUCGAAGUACUGGCCCCAGCGCCUCUACCCUCACUGUGAAAGCUGCAGCCUCAAGCAGGCCAUCGUGGUACGGCGUCAAACAGCGGCUGCUGCUGCUGCUUCUGUGGCCGCUGCCACCCCGCUCACAGUAGCAGCCGCCGCAGCCAAGCUGAGAGAGAAGAAGAAUCUUCUGCAGCGGCAGCAGCUUGUCUACAGAUGGAAAAGCCUCAGGUUGUGGCAUUUCACUGGAGGCAUUCUCACUCUUAUUCGCUGCGUCGAUGCCCUGUAA
Messenger RNA from Eimeria acervulina, 1554 nucleotides. RefSeq lists its product as hypothetical. The record is from RefSeq and is a predicted model, not a curated record. NCBI's taxonomy places the organism in Eukaryota, Apicomplexa, Conoidasida, Eucoccidiorida, Eimeriidae. Bases 1 to 1554 code for a protein of 517 amino acids. The transcript has a single exon.